AUGGCCCCUUUUCGUCGCCCCAGCAAUGGCCGAUCUCCAUUGGUGAAUCAACAAAGCCAAAUCACCGCUUUCUUCUCCAAAUCCGCUUCCUCUCCUUCUCCUUCAUCUUCCUCUCUUGUUCCCUCCUCCAAACAAACCCCUAAAUCCCAACCUAACCCUAACCCUAAUCCCAAACCCAAACGGAGUCCCAGCCCUAGCCCCACCACUCCUUCUCCUCUCCAAACCAAGCGCAAGAAACCCCUCCUAGUCAUCGGCCCAUCUCCCUCCCCUUCCCCUUCCCCUUCCCCUUCUACCCCCGAAUUCCCCAAUAAAUUGUACGGCAAGGAAGUGGUUAACAAGAGGAUUAGGGUUUACUGGCCGCUCGAUCAAUCUUGGUACGACGGUUCUGUUAAAUCUUUUGAUAAAGUCUCUGGCAAGCAUCUGAUUCAGUAUGAUGAUGCCGAAGAAGAGCUUUUGGAUCUUGUUAAGGAAAAAGUCGAGUGGGGUGAGGAACAAGUGCCUAGAAAGUUCCGCCGGUUGCGUCGUGUUUCGGUCAUCGAGGAUGAUGAAGAAGAGGAGGCUGUAGCAAAUGCGGAGGAGGUCGAAAACGAUGAUGAUUCUACCGAUGAAGAUUGGGGUAAGAAUGUGGAAACACAAGUAGCUGAGGAUGUUUCAGAGGAAGAUAUGGAUAUGGAGGACGAGGACGAGGACCAUGAUGAUGAGGAUGCAGUGGCAAGUGGGGAGCGAAUGCGUGGCAAGAACUUCGAAUCAAGAAAGCGCAAGACGAGUGGAGGGGGGAAAUUUGUGGCUGAAUCAAAAAAGCGCAAGAGCGCUGGAGAUGCCAAGAAGAGCACGGGUAAGGUUACUUUGGACGGCAAUGGAGGCAAAUUGGUAGUGCCCAAAGAUAAUGGCAGUGGGAAUGCAUCUCAUGUUGUGGUUGAUGCUGCUGAAAGGUUUGGCAUGCGUGAAACACAGAAGUUGCGCUUCCUUGGGCAAGAUCGUAGGGAUGCUAAUAGGAGACGCCCUGGAGAUGUAAAUUAUGAUCCAACAACUCUCUACUUACCUUCUGAUUUUGUUAAGAGCUUAUCUGGUGGCCAGAGACAAUGGUGGGAGUUUAAGUCAAAGCAUAUGGACAAGGUUCUAUUUUUCAAGAUGGGCAAGUUUUAUGAGCUUUUUGAAAUGGAUGCACAUGUAGGAGCAAAAGAACUUGAUUUGCAAUAUAUGAAGGGAGAUCAACCUCAUUGUGGAUUUCCAGAAAAGAAUUUCUCAAUAAAUGUGGAGAAGUUGGCACGGAAGGGUUAUCGGGUACUUGUUGUGGAGCAGACAGAGACACCUGAACAGCUUGAGCUUCGUCGCAAGGAGAAGGGUUCUAAAGACAAGGUUGUCAAACGGGAAAUAUGUGCUGUGGUCACAAAAGGGACAUUAACUGAGGGAGAGAUGAUGUCGACGAACCCUGAGGCCUCUUACUUGAUGGCAGUGACUGAGAGCUGUCAAAUUUUAGCAAACGACCAGGAGCAUAUCUUUGGUAUUUGUGUGGUUGAUGUUGCUACAAGCAAGGUUAUUCUUGGUCAGUUUCAGGAUGAUCCAGAGUGCAGUGCCUUGUGUUGUCUAUUAUCUGAACUAAGGCCGGUGGAAAUUAUAAAACCUGCUAAACUACUUAGUUCUGAAACUGAGAGAGUGCUGCUGAGGCAUACAAGAAGUCCUUUGGUUAAUGAGUUGGUUCCACUUUCGGAAUUCUGGGAUGCUGAGAAAACUGUUUGUGAAGUCAAGGCCAUCUACAGUUGUAUUAAUAAGCAAUCAGUAUCUUCAUCUACGAAUGAUGCAAAUCUGCAUGCUACUGAGUCCUCUUUAGAAGAUGGCUUCAGCUCCCUACCAGAUGUCUUGUCGGAGCUUGUGAAUGCAGGCGAUGAUGGUAGCUAUGCACUUUCAGCUCUUGGAGGCUCUCUUUUCUACUUGAAGCAAGCUUUUAUGGAUGAAACUUUGCUUAGAUUUGCAAAGUUUGAAUUGCUUCCGUGCUCCGGUUUCAGUGACAUUGGUCAAAGGCCGUACAUGAUGCUUGAUGCAGCUGCACUGGAGAACCUAGAGAUAUUUGAGAAUAGUAGAAAUGGAGACUCUUCAGGAACACUAUAUGCACAAUUGAACCAUUGCGUGACAGCAUUUGGAAAGAGGUUACUCAAAACAUGGCUUGCAAGACCUUUAUAUCAUCUGGAUUCAAUUAGAGAACGGCAGGAUGCUGUAGCAGGCCUCAAGGGGGUUAAUCUACCUUAUGCACUUGAAUUUCGGAAAGAUUUGACCAGGCUUCCAGAUAUGGAGCGGUUACUGGCUCGCAUCUUUGCUAGCAGCGAAGCUAAUGGAAGGAAUGCAAAUAAAGUAGUUCUAUAUGAGGAUGCGUCAAAGAAACAGCUUCAAGAGUUCAUAUCAGCUUUACGUGGUUGUGAAUUAAUGACCAAAGCAUGCUCUUCAUUUGGUGUCAUUUUGGAAAAUGUUGGAUCUAGGCUCUUACAUCAUUUGUUAACUCCAGGUAAAGGUUUUCCUGAUAUUCAUUCAGUUCUAAAACAUUUCAAGGAUUCGUUCGAUUGGGUGGAAGCAAAUAAUUCAGGCCGUAUAAUACCUCGUGAUGGGGUUGAUAUGGAGUAUGAUUCUGCAUGUAGAACAGUUAAGGAGGUGGAGUCUAGUUUGAACAUACACGCAAAAGAACAGCGAAAAUUACUUGGAGAUUUAUCAAUAAAUUAUGUAACUAUCGGAAAGGAUGCAUACCUUUUGGAAGUACCUGAAAGUUUGAGUGGGAGCGUUCCUCGGAAUUAUGAGUUACGAUCAUCCAAAAAGGGCUUCUUUCGGUACUGGAAUCCAACUGUUAAGAAGUUGAUAGGGGAGCUCUCACAUGCUGAGGCUGAAAAGGAAUCUAAGUUGAAAAGCAUUCUACACAGGUUGGUUGGACGCUUCUGUGAGCAUCACAAUAAGUGGAGACAGUUGGUUUCUACAAUUGCAGAACUGGAUGUUUUGAUUAGCUUAGCAAUUGCGAGUGACUAUUAUGAAGGUCCCACGUGCCGGCCCAUUAUCUCAGGGUUAUCAUGUCCAGACGAAGUGCCAAGCCUCUGUGCUAAUAGUUUAGGCCAUCCUGUUCUUAGGAGUGAUUCUCUUGGCAAGAGCACAUUUGUCCCUAAUAAUGUUAUAAUUGGUGGUUCGGGUAAUGCAAGCUUCAUCCUGCUCACUGGUCCUAAUAUGGGUGGGAAGUCCACUCUUCUGCGCCAAGUUUGCCUUGCUGUGAUUUUGGCCCAGGUCGGAGCAGAUGUCCCCGCAGAAAGUUUUGAAAUGUCACCUGUUGACCGAAUCUUCGUUAGGAUGGGAGCAAAAGAUCAUAUUAUGGCUGGCCAAAGCACAUUUCUGACAGAGCUUUUAGAGACUGCAUCUAUGCUGUCAUUGGCAACCCGGAAUUCACUUGUGGCAUUGGAUGAACUUGGACGGGGGACAUCAACCUCAGAUGGGCAAGCCAUUGCGGAAUCAGUUCUCGAACAUUUUGUCCACAAGGUGCAGUGUCGAGGAAUGUUUUCUACCCACUAUCAUCGAUUAGCUCUAGACUAUCAAGAGGACCCCAAAGUCUCCCUGUGCCAUAUGGCAUGCCAAGUUGGAGGAGUUGGAGGUUUGGAGGAAGUUACCUUUCUUUACAGGUUGACACCUGGUGCGUGCCCUAAAAGCUAUGGCGUCAAUGUUGCACGCAUUGCUGGACUUCCCGAUUCAAUACUUCACAAAGCUGCUGCCAAAUCUCAAGAGUUUGAAGGAAUGUAUGGUAAACACAGGAAGGGAUCUAAAGACAAGUUGCCCAUUCAGAGCUGGGACGACAAAGUAACGAGUCUUAUCCAACAUUUAGUUAAAGUUGCGGCAAAUUUGAAUUGCCACGUGGAUGCUGAGAGCAUAGGUGUCAACUCACUGAAUGAAAUGCAGCAUAGAGCAAGGAUGCUUUUAAAGCAAAACUAGAACAGUAGUUUUCAUGUAUGCUUUGCAUUGCUGUUUUUCAACAGUCGGGUCUGGUUUCUAGAGAAUCUCUCUUGUAGCUAUGAUUCUACGAGCUUUAACGGGCGCCCUCAGUGUGAGCUAUCAGAAGUACACCUAAAGCUAAUGAGCCAUCAGUUGAUUUACAAAGGAGGGGAAAAAAAAGAUCGCUCUGUUGGUUUGCCAACUUCGGUGCACAUAUCAUAUUUUUGUAACGUGUCUUGAGAGGCAUAUUGCCAAAUGUUGUGGUUUUUAGGAGGCUUUCGUUUGUCCGUCACCAUUGGACAUAUUGUAACUACUGAUAGUGAAAUUCCAAGUUACCGACCAACAAAAGAUUUUGAGUAAAUUAUACUGACUGUUCUUGAAA
This is a messenger RNA of Camellia sinensis, 4336 nucleotides long. NCBI's taxonomy places the organism in Eukaryota, Viridiplantae, Streptophyta, Magnoliopsida, Ericales, Theaceae. The record is from RefSeq and is a predicted model, not a curated record.